Penaeus vannamei (Pacific white shrimp) is the source of this 3541-nucleotide messenger RNA. Lineage: Eukaryota; Metazoa; Arthropoda; Malacostraca; Decapoda; Penaeidae. The record is from RefSeq and is a predicted model, not a curated record.
CUUGAGGUUUGUUGACAAUAUGGCAGAAUGGUGUUAGUUUAUGUGUCAUUACGCUAUUUACAAUGAUGAAUCCAGUAUUCAAAUCAUACAGUUGACAUGCAGCUGCUGCUUCAAAAUGCAUGAACUUUUUACGCAAGUUCUGUCGCACAAGGAUCUCUCAAAGGCUGGUGACUUAUUCAAUGUAUCCGAUCAUGUGAUUGUGAACGAUCUAACCGACGUGAUCAAUAAGAUCCGGGAGAUUGCCAGCUUGCCAGAAUACACACGCAAUGACAAUGACCAGAGUGUUGUGGAAAUAUGCAUCACCCGGGUCACUUCCGCCAUCAGGGAAACUGGCAGCAUUGAGCAGCAUGCGGAGGCCCUUGUGGCUCUCCUGCAGACUUGCCUCAAUCACAACCUCCGUCCCUCAAGUCGCGAUAGUGACCCGCCACAUGCAAAAAUUGCUUCUGAUGUUGUGUCUUGUAUAUUCCUGAACUACCACAAGCGGGAAGUGAUGGCGCUGGCUCUCCCAGUGGCGGUGAAGUUCCUUCAUAAAGGAAACAAGGAGCUGAGCCGCAACAUGAGUUCCUACCUCUCCCUGGCAGCUAUCGAGGCAGCUGAUCUUCUAGCCAUGCACAUACAACCUAUCAUAGACUCUGUUAUCUCAGGCAACUACUCCCUGUCUCGAGUUCUGCCCCAGAUAUAUGCUGUCAAGAAGGAACCUAUCCAUGACCAUGUUAUGACUUUGGUUUCCCUUCUGCCGCAGUGUGAUACCAAUGAAAAACUUGGACUUCUCAUGCUCUUUUCCCUUGUUGCCAAGAACAGACCUGCGCUGCUAGAACCAUCAUUACCACAACUAGUAGAGUGUCUCAGCAUAAGUGGUACUUCUAUGGCCACGCUACAGAUAUUUGUAGAGUUGUGCUCUUGGCGGCCAGGCCCCUUCACAGAGCAUGUGACCAGAUUAAAGAGCAUUAUUGAACAGCAGCCUCAUUGUUUGGCACUAGCUCUACAGGUAAUGGCAGCUGUGGGCAGACUCAGCAAAGAGAAGGGCAAGAGCGCUCUUGACUACAUUGCUCAGCAGCUCCCAAAAGUUGACUCCGCAAAUUUGGGAGUUGUACUGAGGGAGGUGCAGGUGUUGUGUAGCCAGUACCCGGCUCUUUUGGUGGAGUCAGAGUCCUUGCUCACUGCCGUCAACAAGUGCAUGGACCGUGCCAAUGUAUCCGCGCGGGUGUAUAUCCAGCAGCUAAAUAAUGAGUACAAUGAAAUUAGAAAUACUAAUGUUAACCAUACACCUGGAGGCGUAACAAUUGUGCGUGUGGGUGGAGGGGGUGGUAAUAGAACAGAAACCGUGGUUGGGUCCAGUCGAACAGACAUCAGCCUGCCCUCACGAGAUCUUGCCAUCUUUCAACCACACACUUCAAACACGGCCAAUGCAGGGAAGUUUGGCCACAAGUAUCAGAAGCAUAGUGAUACCUCUCGUAGCACCGGACGUCUGGUCACAGCUUCAAAUAGGUCCAUGCCCAGGCUGAAUGCUUUACCACAGAGCACUGGCCGUCUAGGUUCCUCUACAAUCCAGCUUGACAAAUCCAUGACACGCAUCAGUUCAUCUCAUGGCUUGCAUAUGAAUCGAUCCAUAACAGUGUUAGCACCUCCCUCCCGUCUGUUUUCUGGUCAUUUGGGGCCAAGUUCUGGCCACCUCCCAGGGUCAACCAUAGGCCACCACAUGGGGGGCUCACAGGUUGGGGGUUCACAAAUAGGGGGUUCACGUUUGGUGUCAAGUCCACCACCUCCAGCUGGGGUUCCAAUGUCCACAGUCUCACCAUUGCCUGGUACAGUAAGCCCAGCAAAAAGCAUGAGUUCCUCUUUAGCAACACUGAGAGAAGGAACUGGAGAGCUUGGGGCAUCUUCCGGUGUUUUAGGAUCCCAUCAGUCUCAGGCUACCUUGCUGCCCCCUGAUGUGUCCCAGAGCACGGCAGUCACACACACAGGGCAUCAUACACUCUCACUCCCAUUGCACUUAUCGUCUAGAGAGCUUGCCCCCUCCACUUCACCAGCCCCGGUGUCCAGUGUCGGGAGUGUCGUCUCUCACCUCCGACACUCCCAGUCCCCACUCUCUUUACCCCCUUCCACAGCCUCCAUCUCGCCCGCCCCUACCACUGCAACCACUACACUACACUCUCCCACUGUGAGUUCUGUCACAACCAGUCAUGCAGUGGCAACAAGGUCCAAUACCACAUUAACACACAUCACCCAUGAUCCUCACACCACUACAACAAAUGCAUGUACACAGAGAAUCAGUGUCUUUGAGCCCUUUGCUAUGCGUGAUACAGUCCAACACUUCUGUGAGAAACAUCUUGAUAAAAUCAAGGCAUACAUGCAGAAGGUUUUUGUCAAACUUCCUCUACCAAUACGCUGUGGUAUAGAAGAGAGGAAGAACAAGAAGCAUGCCAAGCUUUACUUUGCCUGUCAGGGGAAAGGGGAGCACUGCCUCUAUAGCAAACAUUUCUUCACCAUGAAAACCAGAAACCCAAGGAUUUGGAUACACCUCAUGUUCCUAGCACUUCAGGCACGUUCAUCUGUAGCACUUAGCACUCGAGAAACACAAGUGAGCAGUCUCAAGAAUUGCUGGGAUAUACUUAAAUGUGACACAAAGACGUUUGUAACUUUGGUAACCUCAGCAUUCCCAUCAGCAAAGGUGAAUAACUAUGACAUUUUUACAGACAUGGACAUGCUGUUACAUGAGUUACGAACAAGGUUUUGAUGUGUGUUCGAGUACAAUGGUGUUGAACAGCAGUGGGGUUGCUUUCUCUGUAACCAUCCUGAUCGGGCGCGGGGCUUUGUCGAUGAGGACACGCCAGUGAUAGAGGGACAACUCAAAGAGAAGAAGAGCAAGUGGAAAAUUUUCCGCAGGUGGCGAACCAGGUACUUCACGCUCUCAGGGGCUCAUCUGUCCUAUAGGGGGGCUGGCACGGAACAGGACAAGGUGGAAGAAAAGGGAGGAAUUGACGUGCACCAGAUACGCAGUGUGAAGGUGAACAGAGGCGGCAGCAGACACAUUCCCAAAGCAUUUGAAAUAUUUACAGAUAACAAGUCAUUUGUUCUUAAGGCUAAGGAUUCCAGCAAUGCAGAGGAAUGGGUACGAUGUCUCUCCAUUGUUGUUGCCCAUUCGCACUCACGGGAAGAGCAGAGCCAUGGCGCUCCCAAGACUACCACAUCCAUUCCUCGUAGCUUCAUGUACGGACACCACUCCUCUACUAUGCGCACAGCUGUGUAGACACGGCCAACCCAGUAGUUUCGGAGGGCAGCUUGUUAUUGUUAUUUUUUUAAUUAUUUUCCAAAAUCUCUGUAUGUAGAACCCUUUUUAGGGUAUAAAAAGAUUAUCUAUUGCUUUUCUUAUCUGUUUUGCCUCAGAAAUGAAGUGCUUUAUGGAAUUAAUAGAAGAAAGUGUUUUAGAAUGACCAAUUAUCUUAUUCAUGCUUUUCUUUUCUUGAUUCUAAAUGAUAGGUUUUUAUUUUUAUAGAAUUGUAAUGGCAAUUUUUAAAUGAUUUAAAACAGUUUAACUUUA